AUGGAACUGUUAACCAUCAUUGCUACUUGUUUUAUACUUAUUUCUUUUAUAUUUGCGCCUUGUGCUUCAGAUCAAUCAAAAGUGAAGAAGUCUAUCGAAAAAGCCCAUGAUACAGCCCAGCUUAAUCUUCUUCCGUCGCAGCAGCAGAAGCUCAAACUCAAGGAAGAAGGAAUUGUGAAAAGUGUAGAAAAGAGAGAUUUUGGGCCAUACAAGAGGAACAUGGAAGGUUCAUCAGGUAACAAACUAUAUCAAAAAGAGAAAAAUUUGAUGCAUCCAGGAACAGUAAAAUGGAAAGAACCUACUGAUCAUCAAGAAGCCAAGAAAUCCGAAUACUUUACAAUGGAUUACGGUUGGGUUAGACGACGUCGUCCCAUACACAACAAACAUGUCCCAGUUGGUCCAUGA
Fraxinus pennsylvanica is the source of this 405-nucleotide messenger RNA. Lineage: Eukaryota; Viridiplantae; Streptophyta; Magnoliopsida; Lamiales; Oleaceae. The record is from the annotation of a GenBank genome assembly.